ACUGAGGUUACCAGGCAGGGGUAGCACCUGUCCAGUGGUAAAGCUCCUAGGAGGGCUACCCAGCCUAGUCCAUAAAAGCAUCUCCCACCUGAAAGGAUCUGGAAAUACUUCGGUCCCUGACCCUAAUCUGGCUGUCUAGACCCAUAGGCCUAGCUGCUGGCAGUGCCCCCUCUACACGCAGUGCUGCCUCUACAGCUGCCAAUUUGGGCAGCCUGGCCCCUGAGCCUCAGCCCAGAACUUACUGCUCUGCUCCCAUACCUACCACAUAGAUUCCCAGCCCCUACCACACCCGCUAACCCCUGCCAUUCACUCCCUACCCUCCCAGUCUCUAACCGAUUUUUCCAGCUCAACUAUUGUCCCUUGGAGACUCUUAAAGCAAGCAGAAGGCAGCCCCUGCCUAGCCAAUAAGCCUAUCCCCACUGGUUUUAGUGGAGGCAAGAGCAAUCAAAUAAAGCCAUGGUCUGAGAAGCCAGACCCCUUCCUACCUCCCCUUUGUGAGGUCUGUCUAACCUGGUAAGGAAGAGCCAGGAAACUACAUCAUGGUUAGAAAUUCUGUCUGACUCUUCUCCAGCUGCAGUCCUUUAUAUCCCAAUUAUACAAACUCUGUUGCUGCAGAUAAUUGAGAAAUGAGAUUUCCACACUCACGGGUCUUCUGGAGCCCUCUCCACCUUGCCUUCACCGCCCCCACUUCCGAACACCCCGCCCUUGCCUCUCCCUGACUGCUUUUACAACCUGCAGGUGUUUGGUGGAAGAUAAAAGUGGUUCCUGGGGUGAGAUUUUACCUCCUAGAAUUAACUAAGGUUUCUCUUGAUGUGCUCACUGUGGGUGGCAGUAAUUAUAAAAAAUGAUUUGAAAUACUGGUUUCUACAUCAGAAAUCUGAAGUCUCUCAGGUUCAUUUGAGUAAUCUUGCAUGAAUCUUAGUGUUGUUCUCAUUGAACUCGUGAGAGACUGACUAGAUGAACAUUCCUGCCCUGGAAGAUCUCCACCUCCACCAGCCCUCUUGGGAGCUCCAGAGCUCCACAUUCUUCCCACGGAUCAGGACAAGGUUCCUGAAACUUUGCCCUAAUCAUACAGGAGCUGAAAUGGCCCAGCAGAAGUGACUUAAACCAAUAGGACUACAGCAGAGGUGGGAAUAAAGAGCUGAGGUGGUGCCGGAAUGGUCCCUUUUGGAACUGAAAUUAAAUUUGUGCGACCCAACUAAUGCUGGAGACCGUCCUGGGCAAGGGCUACAGAAGCCUCCUCCGCACUGCGGUCGCCACCUCGAGCAGCGCUGGGUGUCAUGGGCCGGUAGCUCUGCGGACACACGGGACUCGCUCCGGCCGCUGCGCCCCGGACCCGCACCGCCUUGCACUCCUCGGGAUCACGGCCACUGCGGCACGCCCGCAACCGAUCUCACCCACGCGCGCGCCUAAGUGGCCCCACUGAAUCCCGACGCGGGGUCCCGCGAUACAGGGGUCCCGCGAUACAGCCUAUGGGGUCUCCCAGAUAACGCGGGUUGGGGGUGCCUAUGCCCCCCAUCCCCGCCAGCAUGGCUCGGUCGCCGCCCCUAGGGGAGCUGCCCCCAGACUACACACCUCCGGCUCGAGCUGCAGCACCCCAGAUCCUAACUGGGAGCCUGAAGGCUCCGCUCUGGCUUCGUGCGUACUUCCAGGGCCUGCUCUUCUCUCUGGGCUGCGGGAUCCAGAGACACUGUGGCAAAGUGUUCUUCCUGGGACUGUUGGCCUUUGGGGCCCUGGCACUGGGUCUCCGCGUGGCCAUCAUUGAGACAGACCUAGAACAGCUCUGGGUGGAAGUGGGCAGCCAGGUGAGCCAGGAGCUGCAUUACACCAAGGAGAAGCUGGGAGAGGAAGCUGCAUACACCUCCCAGAUGUUGAUACAGACCCCACGCCAGGAGGGGGAGAACAUCCUCACACCUGAAGCACUUGACCUCCACCUCCAGGCAGCCCUCACCGCCAGUAAAGUGCAAGUAUCACUCUAUGGAAAGUCCUGGGAUUUGAACAAAAUCUGCUACAAAUCAGGAGUUCCCCUAAUUGAAAAUGGAAUGAUCGAGCGGAUGAUUGAGAAGCUGUUCCCAUGUGUGAUCCUCACCCCCCUCGACUGCUUCUGGGAGGGAGCCAAACUCCAAGGGGGCUCUGCCUACUUGCCCGGCCGUCCUGACAUCCAAUGGACCAACCUGGAUCCGGAGCAGCUGCUGGAGGAGCUAGGCCCAUUUACCUCCCUCGAGGGCUUCCGGGAGCUGCUAGACAAGGCACAGGUGGGCCAGGCCUACGUGGGGCGGCCCUGUCUGAACCCUGACGACCUUCACUGCCCUCCUAGUGCCCCUAACCAUCACAGCAGACAGGCUCCCGAUGUGGCUCAGGAGUUGAGCGGGGGCUGCCACGGCUUCUCGCACAAGUUCAUGCACUGGCAGGAGGAAUUGCUGCUGGGAGGCAUGGCCAGAGACCCCCAAGGACAGCUGCUGAGGGCAGAGGCCCUGCAGAGCACCUCCCUGCUGAUGAGCCCCCGCCAGCUGUAUGAGCACUUCCGGGGUGACUACCAGACGCAUGACAUCGGCUGGAGUGAGGAGCAGGCUGGCACAGUGCUGCAGGCCUGGCAGCGGCGUUUUGUGCAGCUGGCCCAGGAGGCCCUGCCUGAGAAUGCAUCCCAGCAGAUCCACGCUUUCUCCUCCACCACUCUGGAUGACAUCCUGCACGCUUUCUCUGAAGUCAGUGCUGCCCGUGUGGUGGGAGGCUAUCUGCUCAUGCUGACCUACGCCUGUGUGACAAUGCUGCGGUGGGACUGUGCCCAGUCCCAGGGUACUGUGGGCCUUGCCGGGGUGCUGCUGGUGGCCCUGGCAGUGGCCUCAGGCCUUGGGCUCUGUGCCCUGCUCGGCAUCGCCUUCAAUGCUGCCACUACCCAGGUGCUGCCCUUCUUGACACUGGGCAUCGGCGUGGAUGACAUAUUCCUGCUGGCACAUGCCUUCACAGAGGCUCCACCUGGCACCCCUCUCCAGGAGCGCAUGGGCGAGUGUCUGCAGCGCACAGGUACCAGUGUCACACUCACAUCCAUCAACAACAUGGUCGCCUUCUUCAUGGCCGCUCUAGUUCCCAUCCCUGCACUGCGGGCCUUCUCCUUGCAGGCGGCCAUAGUGGUUGGCUGUAACUUUGCAGCUGUGAUGCUUGUCUUCCCAGCGAUCCUCAGCCUGGACCUGUACCGGCGCCACUGCCAGCGCCUUGAUGUGCUCUGCUGCUUCUCUAGCCCCUGUUCUGCUAGAGUGAUUCAGAUUCUGCCCCAGGAGCUGGCGGAUAGCACAGUACCAGUGAGCAUUGCCCACCUGACUGCCACGGUUCAAGCCUUUGCCCACUGCGAAGCCAGCAGCCAACAUGUGGUCACCAUCCUGCCUCCCCAAGCCUGUCUGGUGCCCCCACCUUCUGACGCAUUGGGCUCUGAGCUCUUCAGCCCAGGAGGGUCCACACGAGACCUUCUGAGCCAGGAGGAGGGGACAAGGCAGAAGGCAGCCUGCAAGUCCCUGCCCUGUGCCCGCUGGAAUCUUGCCCAUUUUGUCCGCCAUCAGUUUGCGCCCUUGCUGCUCCAGUCACAGGCCAAGGCUGUGGUGCUGGUGCUCUUUGGGGCUCUUCUGGGCCUGAGCCUCUAUGGAGCGACCUUGGUGCAAGACGGGCUGGCCAUGACAGAUGUGGUGCCUCGGGGCACCAAGGAGCAUGGUUUCCUGAGCGCCCAGCUCAGGUACUUCUCCCUCUACGAGGUGGCCUUGGUGACACAGGGUGGCUUUGACUACGCCCACUCCCAACGAGCCCUCUUUGAUCUGCACCAGCGCUUCAGUUCCCUCAAGGCUGUGCUGCCCCCACCUGCUACCCAGACACCCCGCACCUGGCUACACUAUUACCGGAACUGGCUACAGGGAAUCCAGGCUGCAUUUGACCAGGACUGGGCUUCCGGGCACAUUACCCACCACUCAUAUCGCAAUGGCUCUGAGGACGGUGCCCUGGCCUACAAGCUGCUCAUCCAGACCGGCGAUGCCCAGGAGCCUCUGGAUUUCAGCCAGCUGACCACGAGGAAGCUGGUGGACAAGGAGGGGCUGAUCCCACCCGAGCUCUUCUAUGUGGGGCUGACUGUGUGGGUGAGCAGUGACCCCCUGGGUCUGGCAGCCUCGCAGGCCAACUUCUACCCUCCGCCUCCCGAGUGGCUGCACGACAAGUAUGACACCACCGGGGAGAACCUCCGCAUCCCGGCGGCCCAGCCCCUGGAGUUUGCCCAGUUCCCCUUCCUACUGCACGGCCUCCAGAAGACUGCAGACUUCGUGGAGGCCAUCGAGGGGGCCCGGGCAGCGUGCGCUGAGGCAGGCCGGGCUGGAGUGCGUGCCUACCCCAGUGGCUCCCCCUUCCUCUUCUGGGAGCAGUAUCUGGGCCUACGGCGCUGCUUCCUGCUGGCUGUCUGCAUCCUGCUGGUAUGCACUUUCCUCGUCUGUGCCCUGCUGCUGCUCAACCCCUGGACGGCUGGCCUAAUUGUACUGGUCCUGGCAAUGAUGACUGUGGAGCUCUUUGGCAUCAUGGGUUUCCUGGGCAUCAAGCUGAGUGCCAUCCCCGUGGUGAUCCUUGUGGCCUCUGUGGGCAUUGGUGUCGAGUUCACGGUCCAUGUGGCUCUGGCCUUCCUGACCAGCCAGGGUAGCCGGAACCUGCGUGCCGCCCAGGCCCUAGAGCACACAUUUGCCCCAGUGAAGGAUGGGGGCAUCUCCACAUUGCUGGGUCUGCUCAUGCUUGUUGGUUCCAACUUUGACUUCAUCAUAAGGUACUUCUUUGUGGUGCUGACAGUGCUCACACUCCUCGGCCUCCUCCAUGGGCUGGUGCUGCUGCCUGUGCUGCUGUCCAUCCUGGGUCCCCCACCAGAGGUGAUACAGAUGUACAAGGAGAGUGCCGAGGUCUUGAGUCCCCCAGCUCCACGGGCAGGAGAGCUCAGGUGGGGGGUGUCCUCCACCCUGCCCCAGAGCUUUGCCAGAGUGACUACCUCCAUGACUGUGGCCCUCCACCCGCCCCCACUGCCUGGUGCUUACAUCCACCCAGCCUCUGAUGAGCCCACUUGGUCCCCUGAUGCCACACCAACUGCUAACGGCUCCAGCAACCUCACUUCUAGGGGACCAUGUCUAGCCACUGAGUGAAAGAGCAGUUGAAGCAUGGAGACCCUGCUUGGGCCACAUGAAGUCACUGAGAAGCAAUGGGUGGGUUACUGGAUACGGGACAGGCCCCUGAAGAGCUCUGCUGCUGCUGCUGUCUGCCUGCAUCCCCUCCCCUCACUUGGCCCUCAUGGACCUCCCUAACACCUAUACAAAACUACCACCCUCCAGGCUGUGAGCACCCUUGCAUACCUGGAUCCUCUGUGCCUGUGCCUGUCUGGGUGGGAGUAAAAGCCAGCACUUCAGACUGCAGUGCAGCCCUGUUCUCACCUCCCCACCCCACACUGCUGCCCCCAGCAGACCAAGCCUAAGGGAUCCCCUAGUACCCCUUGCCAGUCCUGGCCCCCCAUUGUUUGGUGACUCUAUUCCCUGUCCAUCUCCUAUCACAUAAAUUAUUUAUAUAAAGAUGUUUAUUUUUGUAGUUUGUAUAGAUGUUAGCUAUACUGAAAGUUUUAUUUUUAAAGAGUGAAAUAUAUUCUAUAUGAACUCAUCUCAGAUGACUUUGGUGUUUUUCUUUCGGACAGAGCUGGGAGUUUGCCUAUAGAUGUAUGAGGGCCCAAGGUCCUGGGGCUACUCGUCCUGAGUGAGAAAGGCCCCAGGUUCUGAAUUUUUGUCACACAACUUUGGUCUAUUUAUUCACCUGGAAGUGAAGAUGACGUUCAGCAAAUAUAUGUUGGUCACAUACUUGGUGACAGUCUGGGUUAAGUGCUUAGUAUACAAAUGUUUUUGGUUUCAAACCCUACUGUGUGGCUUUCAGAGACAUCAUAAUCCAGCCCUGUGCACCUCACCAAACUCAUCACCCAUCUUCCUGAUUCAGCAGCAUGGGGGGCAUGGAUGGAGGGGCACAGCCGUGCAACAGGUGGGAAGUAAAGUGGAAACAGAUUGGGAAAGUGGCCAAUUGAAGAAGAGAUGGGACAGUAGGGUCUUGGAGAUAUUUUAGGAUUUUGUGCCCAGACCAACCUCCAAGGCAGAGGCCUCUGCAAGUCAGCAGUCAGCCUGGCGCUCCAGAGGCACCUUUGGGGAAACUGUCCAGAAACUGAGAUUAUGCUAGCAAUCAGUGAGGCACUGUAUUUAAGGUGUUCUGUGAAGGUUGAACAGUCCCACCGCACAGAGGCCUUGAAGACUCUGGCCACACCCCCAGGGCUAGAGUACAGCACCUCACUGAAUAGGGUAGAGGUGUCUUUUAUUGCCCUUCCCCAACUAUCCCAGGGCUCGGCCUCAACCAACACACAUACACACCCUGGUUCCAGGCACCCACUCACCAAGAAUGAUCCCACCCUGAGAGCACUACCUUCUCACACCUCACCCACCAUGCCAAAGGCCAAAUAAUCAUGUUGUGACCAAAAGUGAAAAAAAUAAAUAAGCCUAAUGCAGCUGAAUCAACACUAAAAUGGGUAGUUGGCUUGGAACCCAGAGUAGGGGGUGCAUCCAACACGUCCAAGGGAUGGAGGCUGGAUUUGGGUCCAGUAGUGUUUGGGUCACUAGGAGGAGCUUUUGGGUGGAGGAAGAGAACUCAUCAGGCUGGAAUAGUGCAAAAGCUGUCAACCCACUGUGCCACUUACCAGCUGAGUGACCUGGGAAAGUUAACUAACCUCACUUAGCCUCAGUGUCUUCCUCUGUGAAAUGGGAAAAUUAGAGCCUAUCUUGUAGGGUGCUUUUUCUUUCAGCAUUUUAAAUAAAAUCAUUUAUGUAAGAAAUGACCUGGCACCUCAUAAGUGCGCUCUAUUUUUGUACUUUGUAUAGAUGUUAGCUUUGCUCAAAGUUUUUGCUCUGAUUGCACGCUUAGGGGUAAACCCUGAAACACAGAAGAGUGUCCUGGUAUGGCAGCAGCUGAAGGGAUUCCACCCAGUUGUAGUUGUCCCAGCACUUGCAGGGUAGUGCACCCUGUGUGGCACCUCACACUACUCAGCCCUCUGACUUCAACAGCCUUUCAUGGCUCCCUAUCACUGACAAGAUAAAAUCCAAGCCCUUUCCAGGCCUAACUCCAGCUAGCCUCAGCCAUCACUCCAGCUCUCCCAGACAGUACCCAACCAGACACACCCUCACGCAGACACACCACACUCUACACAAGCUGAAUUACUUUAAGCGUUCACCUCUCAUAAUUUUGCAUAUGCCAUUCCCUCUGCCUAAAAUACUGUUCCACCUUCCCUUGACAAAAUCAUCCUUCAAGAUAAAUUGGAUGCCAUCUCCUCUAGGAGGGAUGGUGAUGUGCUUUCUACGUGGUCCCACGAUCCGUGAGUAUCUGUGCUUGCCUGUCUCUGCUUCUGUCCCUAGAAGAGGGGAGACCCUGCCGGUAUGGAAUGGCAGGACUGAACCACAACAAUUGGAAACUAAAACCUAAUCCCAGCCCCGGAAGGAACUCCACACCCGGC
Pteropus alecto (black flying fox) is the source of this 7540-nucleotide messenger RNA. It is a transcript of the gene PTCH2, whose product is annotated as patched 2. Gene Ontology annotation, biological process: smoothened signaling pathway. Bases 1509 to 5153 code for a protein of 1214 amino acids. NCBI's taxonomy places the organism in Eukaryota, Metazoa, Chordata, Mammalia, Chiroptera, Pteropodidae. The record is from RefSeq and is a predicted model, not a curated record. Gene Ontology annotation, molecular function: hedgehog family protein binding; hedgehog receptor activity; smoothened binding. Gene Ontology annotation, cellular component: plasma membrane. The transcript has 23 exons.